Molecule: messenger RNA, 1455 nt
Organism: Cladocopium goreaui
Lineage: Eukaryota; Dinophyceae; Suessiales; Symbiodiniaceae
Source: the annotation of a GenBank genome assembly
AUGCCAUGGCGAUGGUGUCUGUGGCUGUCCUUCGCUGCAGCAAUGCGGAUCGUUCAAGAAGAUGCCUUUCCCAGCAAUUGUACAGCAGGCACUCUGCAUCUGGCAGGGAGAUACAAGGUCGCAUCCUUGGUGCUGAAUUUCCACCCAGAGGUGGCGUCUGUGGUCACCAUCCAUGAGAGCUGUCGCAUCGUCGCAGCGCAAGCCGUUGUGCUGUCUGAUGCUGCGCUGCUAUUCAAACAAGAUGUCUUCUUUCAGGGCUCUAUUCACUUUGUGGGAUCUGACCGUGCGGCACCUCGUUGCGUGGAAGUGGAGGGCAAUGCAUCCAUCGACGAGGCGACCCUCACCUUCGAGGCCUGCGGAAAUGUGGCCGUCGAAGAUGGAGGAGGCAUUUACGUGGAGAAAGAUCUUGCAAUCUCCAACAGUGAGAUCACUUUUCAACACUGCCGGGCAGAAGUCGGAGGCGGUGCUUUUGUUGGAGGGGCAUUGACAUCCAGGGCCUCUAAAAUCUCGGUCUUUUCCUGUCACGCAGCAGGUGGUGGAGGAGGACUCUUUGUUUCCAAAGAUAUGUCACUGGAUGCUUCCAGCCGAAUUUUCUUCGAAUCUUGCAGCGCUGCAGAGGGUGAAGGUGGUGGACUGAACAUCCUCAAUGGCAACCUUUCUAUAGGCGCUGGGAGCAACAUGAGCUUCAAGAACUGCAGUGCUGUCGCGGGUGGAGGCAUCUUCAUGGCCAGCCCCCAGUGCCAUCUUGAGCAGGGUGGUAGCAUCAACAUGUCGGACUGCCGAGCCACGCAUUCCAAGGGCGGCGGCGCGGUGCUGCAUGACCUGACUCAAGCGGAAACGGCAGAGUUCAACUGCCACCGCUGCGAGGCCUCCUACGGAGGAGGUGGCUUCUCCGCCAGUGGCAAAGUCCUUCUGUGGGGCAGCAGCAACUUUGAAGAUUGUGAUGCAUCGGACGGUCGCGGAGGUGCUUUCACUGGAACAUUUGUGGAUGUAAUGGGCAAGGUGAACACAAGGAAUACCUCAGCAAUGGACGGUGGUGCCAUCUGUACCAUGAAGACUUUCAAAAUCAAUGGAGGUGAAGUGCGGAUUCGCCAGUCCAGAGCAACACACGGUGGGGCUGUUAUGGCAUUGAGCCUGAAGCUGAUGAAGGGACUUUUGGAGACUCAGGACACCAAGGCGAAAGACGGUGGCGGCUCCAUUCACGUGCGGGUGCAGGUCCUGCAGGUUAGCGGCCGACUUGUCAUCUCAAAUACCACAGCCACAUCGGGUGGUGCCAUUCAGUCUCCUUGGCUGGUGCAGAAGGGUGGAAGCAUCUCUGUCUCCAACAGUGCGGCAAAGCAAAUGAGAAUGAACCACCUGGUUCAAGCCCAUGCAGGAGCAUUUGCUUUGGCGGGUGGAAUCGCACAAGCAGAGCCUGGUGAAGCUUGGUGCUGUGGGUCCUCGCAGUCGCCAUGA